This is a messenger RNA of Caenorhabditis angaria, 3475 nucleotides long. The record is from the annotation of a GenBank genome assembly. NCBI's taxonomy places the organism in Eukaryota, Metazoa, Nematoda, Chromadorea, Rhabditida, Rhabditidae.
AUGGAGAGGAGUAUAUUGCAUGAAUUUUUGAAAAAUGUGAAUUUUGAAGAUCCCAAUUGUCGAGACACCAUUGAAAAGUAGGUUUUUUCCCCGAGAAAAAAUGAAUAAAAACAAAAUUUUAGCUUUGUGAUGGAAAAAAUUGGCAUAAAAUCAAGAAAAAACACAUUUUUCUCGAUUGGCGAAGAUGAAAACGAAGAGCCAGAUGAUGUUCAAACCAGAGACAUUGGAACACAAUCAGAUUUCGAAGAGAAAAUCGAUAUUUCGCCAGGGGAACGAAGUUAUGAUGAUGUGAAGCGAGAAUGGGAGCAAGGGAAGAAAGUGACGCCUGGAGAAGCGCUUAGACUUUUGAAGCAAGGCGAAGUGAAGCAGCGGGAAUUGGAAAAUCGAUUUGAUUUUGGGUUUGAGAAAGCUAUAGCGGUGAGACGAGCAUUUUUGCGAAGAAAUUUGGAGGAUUUACCAUUUAGAGGAUACGAUUAUAAAUAUGUGAGCUUUUUUUCACAAUUUUCUAAGCAAAAUUUGAUAAUUUCUCAUUAAGGUGGUCAAUUCUUGUUGUGAAAAUGUAAUAGGUUAUAUUCCUGUGCCUGUUGGAAUUGCGGGACCUCUUUGUCUAAACGAUGAGAAGGAUAUUUAUGUGCCGAUGGCUACAACAGAAGGUGCACUUAUUGCAUCAACAAAUCGAGGAAUGAAUGCGAUUAAGGUGAAAUUUUACGAUUUUUCAUUAAAAAUGACCCAAAAUUCACGUUUUUUUGAUGAAAAUCCAUCAUUUUUAACCAAAAUUAUCGAUUUUUAGGCUUCUAAUGGUGUUCAAUCAACUGUUUAUAAUUGUGGGAUGACUAGAGCACCUGUAGUGAAAUUUCCAACCGCUAGAGAUGCGAUGUGAGUUUUUUCCACUUUAAAAUUCAAAAUUUUCCCCUUUCCUUCAGAAAUCUCAAAAUGUGGCUGGAAAUCGCUGAAAAUUUGCAACAUGUCAGAACCGAAUUUGAAAGUUGUAGUCGAUUUGCGCGUCUCAAGAAUCUCGAAGUGAUAAUUGAUGGGAAUUUGGUGUUUUUGAGAUUUGUUGCGUUUACUGGAGAUGCGAUGGGCAUGAAUAUGGUGUCGAAGUGAGUUGGAAUUGUGGAGCAUCGUUUGAACUACAAUACUCCGCGUUUACACGGUGAAAAAUGAUGAAUUUUGAGCUAGAAAUCAUCGAAAAUGACUGCGUAAUCGUGGAGUAUCGUUUAAAAUGGAUUUUUCAAUUUUAAACGAUGCUCCGCGCUAACGUGGUCAUUUUUCAUGAUUUAUGACUCAAAAUUCAUCAUUUUUCACCGUGUAAACGCGGAGUAUUGUAGUUUCAAACGAUACUCCACGUUUACGGGGUCAUUUUCUAUGAAUUUUGGCUCAAAAUCAUCGAAUUUUCUGUUUCAGAAGCUGUUCGCAAGCGAUUCGAUACAUUUCCGAACAAUUUCCCGAAAUGCAAGUCGUCUCAUUGAGCGGAAAUUAUUGUGUGGAUAAAAAAGCGGCGGCUGUGAAUUGGUGAGAUUUUUUCCGGAUUUUUUGCUAAAAAUUCACCUGAAUUUCUAGAAAAAUCACGAAUUUUGACCCUAAAAUCGAAAAAAAACCACGAUUUUUAAAGGUACAUACCGUAUUUUUGCAUCGUUUCAGGACUCAAGGUCGAGGUAGAUCAGUGGUUGCCGAAUGUGUGCUGCCAGCGAAUGUUGUGUCGAAAAUCUUGAAGACCACACCGAUAGAUAUGGCAAAUGCAGCAAAUGUGAGUGAAAACUACGACACUCCGCGUUUACGCCAUGAAAAAUAAUCAAUUCUGAAGAUUUCUAACGAUGCUACGCGUUUACACCGUCAAAAUCCAUCAAAAAUGCAUAAUUUUUGACCCCGUAAACGUGGAGCCUCGUAGUUUUUCCGAAUUUUUCCAGGCCAAACUUCAAAUCGGAAGUUCUAGAGCUGGUUGUAUCGGAGGAUCAAAUGCUCAUGCUGCCAAUAUUGUUGCUGCUGUUUUUAUAGCUACAGGACAGGUAAAUCUUGGAUUUUUGCUGAAAAUCUUGAAUUAUAGCUGAAAAUCUUGAAUUUUAGCUGAAAAUCUCGAAUUUUAGCUGAAAAUUUUGAAUUAUAGCUGAAAAUCUCGAAUUUCAAGCUAAAAUCUCGAGUUUUUGCUGAAAAUCUUGAAUUUUUGCUGAAAAUGUUGAAUUAUAGCUGAAAAUCUUGAAUUUUAGCUGAAAAUCUCGAAUUUUAGCUGAAAAUUUUGAAUUAUAGCUGAAAAUCUCGAAUUUCAAGCUAAAAUCUCGAGUUUUUGCUGAAAAUCUUGAAUUUUUGCUGAAAAUCUUGAAUUAUAGCUGAAAAUCUUGAAUUUUAGCUGAAAAUCUCGAAUUUUAGCUGAAAAUUUUGAAUUAUAGCUGAAAAUCUCGAAUUUCAAGCUAAAAUCUCGAGUUUUUGCUGAAAAUCUUGAAUUUUUGCUGAAAAUCUUGAAUUAUAGCUGAAAAUCUUGAAUUUUAGCUGAAAAUCUCGAAUUUUAGCUGAAAAUUUUGAAUUAUAGCUGAAAAUCUCGAAUUUCAAGCUAAAAUCUCGAGUUUUUGCUGAAAAUCUUGAAUUUUUGCUGAAAAUCUUGAAUUAUAGCUGAAAAUCUUGAAUUUUAGCUGAAAAUCUCGAAUUUUAGCUGAAAAUUUUGAAUUCUAGCUGAAAAUCUCGAAUUUCAAGCUAAAAUCUCGAGUUUUUGCUGAAAAUCUUGAAUUUUUGCUGAAAAUCUUGAAUUUUAGCUGAAAAUCUUGAAUUUUUGCUGAAAAUCUUGAAUUUUUGCUGAAAAUCUCGAAUUUUAAGCCAAAAAACCCCCAAUUUUCUCACAGGAUCCAGCCCAAGUAGUGUCAUCUUCAAUGUGUUCAACAAGAAUGGAAGUCACUCCCGAAGGAUCACUUUAUGUGUCUUGUACAAUGACGUGUAUGGAAGUUGGAACAGUUGGCGGUGGAACUAUUUUGCCACCACAGAAAGCGUGUCUUCAGGUGAGCAUUUUGGGGAAUUUUGAGCCAAAAAUCAUGAAAAAUGGCUAAAAAUGAGCGAAAAAAUCGAUAAUUUUAGAGCCUGAAUUGUGCUGGACCAAACUACGAGAAGCCUGGCAGAAAUUCGGAAAAAUUAUGUGAAAUCAUUGCGGCCACAGUUUUGGCGGGCGAAUUGUCGUUGAUGGCGGCGUUGGUGACGAAUGAUUUGGUGGCGAGUCAUAUGAAAUUGAAUCGGUGAGUCGAAAACAACGAUGCUCCGCGUUUACGCGAUCAAAAUUGGUCGAAUUUGACGGUGUAAACGCGGAGCAUCGUAAUUUUUUUUCCAAAAUUUUUUUUCCAGCUCAAAACUCCAACUCUACGCUCAAUCACCCCCGACAAAAUCGAAAAUCGAAGAGCAAAUCGAAAAUGCGACGAAAAACAUGCAGAAAAGUGUGAAAUUGUCGGCGAAAAGAGUGGUACCUCAGGAAAUGGUUCAAUGUUCGAAUAUUUUAUAA